Messenger RNA from Aspergillus tanneri, 309 nucleotides. RefSeq lists its product as uncharacterized. The record is from RefSeq and is a predicted model, not a curated record. Lineage: Eukaryota; Fungi; Ascomycota; Eurotiomycetes; Eurotiales; Aspergillaceae. The transcript is spliced from 2 exons. Bases 1 to 309 code for a protein of 102 amino acids.
AUGUCGGACACAUCGCAUUUGAAGGACCGGCUGCCUCGUCUGGAGAAUGCCGUCCACGCCUUUAUGUCCAACCCUAUCCCGACGCCUUUGCGUCCUCUCACAAGCACUCGAACAAUCAUGUCUGAUACGGAAUGUCUGCUCAACCUGAGCAAGAGUCGACCGGCGCUCAUACAGCGCUACAAGAACGCUAUCCAAAAUACCUUCACUAGCGCCAACCUAUGGCAGGCACACAGCUUCCGACUCCUUCAAGCCGCUUCUGUCUACGUCACCUGCUUUCGCAAUCACACCGAAGUAUCGGCCUACAUCUAG